AUGAACAAUUUAAACAAAAAUUUGAAGACAGACUUUAAGAUAGUGACAAACAUGAAAAUGUACUUCCAAAAUAAUAUUGAAUAAUUAAUAUAACCAUCUGAAGAUGAUCCUCAAGUUGAGAUUACCUCAAACUCAAACUAUGUUUUAUUACCUGAUUUAAAAUCUAUGGUGUUCAAUUUAGUUGAUUUAGAGAGAAAUGAUUUUGAUCAACAAAGUAUUAAUCAAUCUAUGUAUAUACUUUCAUCUACGAAUGCUUCAUGUAUUAAAUUUAUUAAUUUAUAGGUAACAAAAUCUCAGUUAUUUUUCAAAGUUUAAGUAAUGAAUCUAUUUCCUCAAACUCUAUAGGUGAAGAAUUUUGA
This is a messenger RNA of Paramecium pentaurelia, 359 nucleotides long. Lineage: Eukaryota; Ciliophora; Oligohymenophorea; Peniculida; Parameciidae. The record is from the annotation of a GenBank genome assembly.